AGAUGCUUUGAGUUGCAUGCUAAUGUCAACUCGCUCCUUUUCUUUGUAUAUUCUUGUCUUUCUCAUAUUUGCCACAUUUCCAAUCUCACAACUUGUGUAAGACUUCUAUAUAAGGUUAAGAAGUGCUUGGAGUGUGAAUCCGGGGAGUCAAAAGUCGAACUGGUUUAACUGAAUUAAGGAAACAACUCUUAAACAUUAAAAAUGGAGACUGUACUUCAGCAAAAAGUGAUAGAAGUCGCCAAUCAUGUUGAACAGCAAUUGGAUGCAGAGUUGGAGAUGUUAGAUAAUUUAGAUAUCAGUGAUUACGAGAAGAUACGUACACAUCGAUUGAAUGAACUCAAACGGAUGCAAAAACAAAAGCAGGACUGGCUCCUUUUGGGUCAUGGAGAAUAUUCAGAGAUAUAUGAUGAGAAAGAAUUUUUUGCAAUAUCUAAAAAGUCAGAAAAUAUAGUUUGUUUAUUUUAUAAAGAUGAUUCACCACGGUGUAAGAUAGUGGAUCAUCAUUUCAAAAUUCUUGCAAAAAAGCAUAUUGAAGCAAGAUUUUGCAAGUUAAAUGUUGAAAGAUGUCCCUUUUUAACUGCACGGUUACGGAUCAAAAUUAUACCUACAAUCGCGCUAAUUAUAAAUGGCAAAACUAAGGAUUUUAUCGUCGGCUUUACAGAAUUAGGAAAUUGUGACGAUUUUUCUACUGAAAAACUACAGUCGCGUCUUGCACAAUCUGGUGUAAUCAAUUACGAUGAUGAUUUACAAACUUCAGAAACUGCCAAGAAGCCAUUUAUAUUUAAACCUGCAAAACCCAAAACUAUAAAGGGACGUAACUCAGAUGAUUCUGAUGACGAUUGAGAUUGCAUCCAAACGCAAAAAUUUAUACAUAUUUACAUUUUUGUCUCGCAUAUUAUAUUUAUCAUUGUUCUUGUAUUAUUUAAAC
Molecule: messenger RNA, 928 nt
Organism: Linepithema humile (Argentine ant)
Lineage: Eukaryota; Metazoa; Arthropoda; Insecta; Hymenoptera; Formicidae
Product: thioredoxin domain-containing protein 9
Biological process (GO): microtubule cytoskeleton organization
Cellular component (GO): cytoplasm
Source: RefSeq, a predicted model, not a curated record